GAUAUAUACACAUCAACAAUUGCAACAACACAAUAACAGGAAAAAAUGUUGUCAACGAUAAAGCUUUUGUUUCUCUGUUUCUUAGGUAUUGUUCUGCUGGGAGGAGUAACUCCGAGCCACGCUGCAGUUCGUCGUUAUAGGUUUGAACUGAGAAAUUCUACGCACUCUAGGCUAUGUACCAACAAGACAAUGCUGACGAUAAACGGGCAGUUCCCAGGGCCAAUCAUAUAUGCUAGAAGAGGAGAUUUGGUCAUAGUCGAUGUUAUCAAUAGCGCCGACCAUAAUAUAACCAUCCACUGGCAUGGAGUGAAAAUGCCAAGAUAUCCAUGGUCAGACGGGCCGGAGUUUGUGACACAGUGCCCUAUUAGUCCUGGAACAAGGUUUAGCCAAAGGAUUGUCCUCUCGGAUGAGGAAGGAACUCUUUGGUGGCACGCUCACAGCGAAUGGUCUCGCAAUUCUGUCUAUGGCGCCCUGGUUAUUCUUCCGCCGAGGGCAGAAUCUUAUCCUUUCCCCAAGCCUCACCAUGAAGUUCCCAUCUUGCUAGGAGACUGGUUUAAUGGCGACGUGCAGGAAAUCAUGGAAGACUUCCUUGCCCGGGGAAACGAUCCAGAAGUUUCUAAUUCUUUUCUCAUCAAUGGCCAACCCGGGGACCUGCAUCCAUGCUCAUCUCAAGAUACAUUCAGGAUGAAGGUGGAAUCCGGAAAGACUUACCUUCUCAGAGUGGUGAACGCGGUGAUGAACAACAUCAUGUUCUUCAAAAUCGCCAACCACAACAUCACCGUUGUGGGCACUGACGCCGCCUACACCAAGCCUCUGAGAAGCGACUACAUCGCCAUAUCCCCCGGCCAGACCAUGGAUCUCCUGCUUGUGGCCGACCAGCCGCCAAGCCAUUACUACAUGGCAUCCAGAGCAUACGCCAGCGGUGGAGACUACGACAACACCACCACCACUGGCAUCGUGGAGUAUGUCGGAAACUACACGCCACCAGCCUCACCGGCGCUCCCCUCCUUCCCGCCAUUCAACAGCACGGCAGCAUCGCACAACUUCACGACCCAACUGAGAAGUCUGGCGAACAGAAAGUACCCUGUGGACGUCCCCAAGAACGUGACAGACACCCUCUUCUUCACUCUGUCGAUCAAUCUGCGGCAGUGUCCAAACGACUCGUGCGAGGGGCCAUUCUCGGAGAGGCUGAUGGCGAGUGUGAACAACGUCACGCUGCAGCUGCCGAGAACAGACUUUCUCCAGGCUUACUACAGGCGGAUCAAUGGUGUUUACACCACUGAUUUCCCGGACAACCCGGUUUUCGCUUACAACUAUACACAGGACACCAUACCCCGAGAUCUUGCAAGGCCGCAGAAUGGAACUUCGGUUAACAUUCUCGACUUCAAUGCCACGGUGGAGCUCGUCUUCCAAGGAACGAACCUCGUCGGAGGUAUUGAUCAUCCCAUGCAUUUGCACGGAUACAGCUUCUACGUUGUCGGAUCUGGAUUUGGGAACUUCAACAGAACCAGGGACCAACCCAACUAUAACCUUGUCGAUCCACCGUUGAUGGAAACUAUCGCCGUGCCCAGAAACGGAUGGACUGCUAUUCGAUUUAAGGCAAACAAUCCAGGAGUGUGGUUCAUGCACUGCCAUUUCGAGCGUCAUGUGAGCUGGGGAAUGGGGAUGGUGUUCAUCGUUAGGGACGGGGCAGGCCCCGACGAGAAGAUGCUGCCACCACCGCCGGAUAUGCCGCUAUGUUAAUCCUAAUCAUCCUCUUGUAUUUUUGGGACGACCUGGAAACACAUUAGUCGUAAGUAAUCAAGUUGACGCAUUGGCCUCUUCUUCAACAACUCUUUAUUAUAGUAUUUAUUUCUUAUGUAAUUCGUUUCAUGUUUUGAGUUUAUGUCGAGAUGAAUUUUGAUUUAUGUAAAGAAAUAAAAAAAAGUCUUGUUUUAUUGUC
Salvia hispanica is the source of this 1942-nucleotide messenger RNA. RefSeq names its product laccase-14-like. Gene Ontology annotation, biological process: lignin catabolic process. Gene Ontology annotation, cellular component: apoplast. Lineage: Eukaryota; Viridiplantae; Streptophyta; Magnoliopsida; Lamiales; Lamiaceae. Gene Ontology annotation, molecular function: copper ion binding; hydroquinone:oxygen oxidoreductase activity. The record is from RefSeq and is a predicted model, not a curated record.